AUGAAGGCCUUUUUGAAAGGUGGUGAUGGACAUUUAUUUCCAUUGUCUCCAAAAGUAACUACUAUUGGCAGAGAAGGAUGUGAUGUAACUAUCAAGAUACCUGGUGUAGAUUAUCAACAUGCUGUAAUAGAAUACUAUGAUAUAGAAGAUUGUUAUGUAUUACAAGAUUUAAAUACAGUUCAGGGUACAUAUAUUAAUAAUGUACGGGUACAGAAUGCAGCUGUUCGUCUGGCUCCUUCUGAUAUGAUACAGUUUGGUUCCAAUGGUGCAACAUACGAACUCUUUAUUGAAAAUCCCCCUCCAGUCAUUUAUCCACCAGUGCAACAGAGACCAGCAUGGACCCAGCCAUUAACAGUUAUAGGUGAUCAACCUGCUACAACAAGUCAUGAUCAGUCAAAUUUACCUUAUAUUACUACUACUGUCACUGCCUUACCCCCCUCUGGUAUGUGGGUUCAGCAAAACCAACAAAGUCCUUUACCUCGGCCCCCAUUGAGAACUCGACCAUCUAGUGCUGGAUCUAUUAGAAGAGGGAGUUUUGAGGGGAGAUUACCAAAUGGACAAGUUGUUACCACUAUUCAACAACAACCAUCCAUACUACAGCAAUCAGGGAACUGGACUGGUGGUCGUCAAGUUACAACUAAUGUCAUCUCUUCAGUAACUAAUCCUAAUGAUCUCAUGAUUAUGAUGCAAGAAAAGGAACAAAAACUUCUACAGUUGACAGAAGAAGUGGGGAGACUACGAGGUGUUGAGAUGGAUUCAUUCCGUAAAGAUCAAAUGGUACAAAAAUUACGUCAAGAAAACCUUGACCUUCAUAGUCAAAUGUCCUCAUUCGAUGACCAGCAGCAACAUGUCACUGACAUGGAACUCACCCAAAGACUCAUGUCUCUAGAAAAUGAAGUUGCUGGGAAGAAAAGUGAAAUUGCCAUUCUAAAAGAACAGAUUUCUAAGUUAAAACUGGAAUCACCUGACACUCCCAAUAUUGUUCGUCAAGAAUUAUCAGAGAGAGUUAGAGAAUUGAGUUCUGUUCGUAAUGAAAUGGAGAGAUUAAGAAAAGAUAAAAAUAUAACGUCAGGAUUAGUAACUCAAAUGCAGAGAGACAUGUCCUCCAAGUGUGAGGAAGAUACUAUAUUGGAUUCUUCUCUCAGUAAAUUAAAUCGUGAAUUAGAAAUGGUGAAGAAGGAAUUACGAGAGAGAGAUAUUCAACUAACAGCAGCUAAUAAUAAGAUAACUAAAUUGAAAGAAAAUUAUGCUGCAUCAUCCCUAGCAGAGAAUAAACAAAAUGUAGAGACUAAUAAUGCCAGAGAUAGAGAGUUAAUGAGUUUAAGACAGAAAUUUAAAAAUGCAGAGACAAAAACUUUAGAAUUCCAAGAUUUAGUGACAACGUUACGAGGGGAAGUAGAUAAUGUUAAAACACAACUGUUUGAAGAAAAGGACAAGAAUAGAAAAUUACAAACAGAAUUAGAUACAGCAAAAUCUCAAUAUUUAGACAUGCAACGAACAGAACGUGUUGUCAGAGUAGAUCUUGAACAAGCAACCAAAAGGUUGGAGAGAUUUAGAAAUAGAGUUAUUCAAGUCACAUAUGGUUCCUCAGGAUUAUCUGCCCCUGAAACUGAAUUAACAGACGAUGAUCUGUUAGAGACUUUAAAGAAAUUAAUUGAAGAGCGUGGUAGUUUAAAGACAGUUAUAACUGAAUUAGAAACCAAGAAACAGGAGGCUGAAUCCAGCAAAGAUGAACUUAUGGAAAAUAGUCAGAAAUUACAGGAACAUCUUGAUGCCAGUUUGAAUAGAUUAAAAGAAAAGGGAAUGAAAUGUGAAACCGUAAAUCAAGAAAUUGACAUCCUGAAUUCUGUAGCUACAGAUGAUUCAUUUACAUGGAUGCGAGAUGUGGUGGCAGACAUCUUGAAAACUGUGUCGUCAUGGGAACAAUCUAUAGAGACAUCUCUAGAAACAUGUGGUGUGAAUGUUAAACUCUCAAAUGAAGGUCCUGAUAGACAUAUUCUUCAAAUCAAUGAAAAAUUGUUGGCUGCCUUAGAAGAGAAAUCCAGAUUAGAAACUCAACUAACAGACGCUGAUGUUUCUCAUAAAGAAGAAUUUGAACAAAAGAUAAAGAGUUUAACAGAACAAAUGGAAAAUGAUAUGAAAGAUGCUGUAGAAAAAGCAAGAUUAGAAGGAGAAGAGAAAUUGAAUAAAGCUAUAGAUGAAAUCAGACUGUUAGAAUCUGAGAGGAGAGAAAGUAUGGAGAGUUCUGAUAAACGUAAAAUAGAAGAGUUAGAAAGUGCUCUAGAACAAUUACGAGAGUCCUUUACUAAACAAGAAGAAGAACAAGCAAAUAAACUAGAGCAAGCCUCCAAUAUCCUGGCCCAGUUUGAUAUGUUGAGGUCCUCAGAAGCUCAAUUAAGAGCUGAUUUAAUAAAAUUAGACCAAUCAAAGAAACUAGAAAUGGAAGAGAUCAAUAAACAGUUAUCAGAGAAAGAUCAGGCCCACCAGGAUGAGAUCCUACAUCAUAAACAACAAGUCAGUCAACAUGCCGUCACUAUCUGUGCUAUGGAAGAACGUCUAGCUAAAGUCACUAGAAUUAAUGCUGAAUAUGAAGAACAGAUUAAAGCUUUGAAUUGUAAAGUACAAGACUUAAAAACGGAAUUGAAUAAAGCACAGAAACCUUCUAUACCUCCAAAACCUAAAGUUGUUCUACAGAGAAAUACUGAGGAAAUGACAGCUCUUGAACACCUGAUAUCUGUUUUAAGGUUAGAUAACUCUGAAUUAAAGAAACAAUUAACAGCACAGCAAGAUGUUAUCACUGGAUUACGACGUGAUUUAACUGGUGCAUCUGCUAGAUUAUCUGAUAUCACUGGGGAACUCUCAGAAAACCAAAAACAGGAAAUGGAGCAGAAUCGUGAAAUUCUAUGCAGAAGAGAAAAAGAUUUGAAUGAAACUCGUCAACAGUUAGCUAAGUUAUCAAAGAUUGUAGACAAACAGAAAGCAGAAAUGAAAACACUGGAAGCUGCAUUGCUUAAAGAGAAAGAUAUAGUAAGACAGUAUAAAGAUAGUAUGGAUGAUAAUGUCAAUAUUAUAAAAGAAUAUGAAGCCAGAUUGAAUGAUGAGAGAGAAGAACAGAGGAAACAGUUAGAUCUUUUAGAUCAUGAGGGUAAAAUUACAACUGAAUUAUCUGCCCUUGGUGCACAGUGUCGUGGUGAGAGACAUGAAGCAGUUAUAAUGAGACAGAGGGAAGCUUUAGCUGAACUACGUGGCAGAUUAAAGUCUUUAGAACAUGCUAGACCACCAUUGCCAACACAUGAUCAAGCCUUACAGCAAGUAGUAAUAUUGAAGAAAGAAUUGGCUGAAAUGAAAGCUAACCAAGCUCUGAGUGAAGAUAAUGUAUUAAAUGGACGUAGUGUAUUAGAUAGAGAAAUUAACAGAGCUAGAGGAGCAGCAGCUAAAGGUGGUGUUGAAGCUGACAUAGAACGAACAGCUCAUAAAGAAACUCAAGAUUCUUUAGAUCACAGUGAACAAUCAUAUUUCAGUUUAUUGAGAGGUGUAGCUGGUACACUGGCUGUUGAUGAAGCAGAAGUCAUCAAACCAAUGGCUCAUCUACCUAGAGAUGACAGAGCUAGACUUCUACAACAGAGAGAAAAACUUUGUGAAUCUUUAGUGAGGAAAAUUCAAAUGUUGAAAGAAGUCUUGGAAAGGAAAGAAGGAAUGCUCGCCAACUAUGAAAAGGACCUUGACAAACUACGCCAACUUAAAGAUGUAUCAGAAAAGAAAUCAGUUCAGUUAGAGGCCUUAGUGAAUGAUGUACAAGGAAGAUCUGAAGAAACAAUGUAUUUAAGAGAAUGUUUAAACAGAACAAAAGAAAGACUAAAUCAAGAAAUCAGAUUAAAUAAGGCUAUUAAAGAGAAAAAGACAUUCCAUUUAGAAAAUGAAAGAAUACAUUUAGAAUCACCUCCAUCUAAACCUAAACCAUCUAAUACAUCAGAUGAUAAUAAGUCAAUAUUACAAAAAAGAGCACAGAAAGAAUUAUUAAAAAAGAAAGACUUUGAAAUAAAAACUUUAAAAGAUCAACUUAGUACAAAAGAAGAAGAAUUACGCAGACAAGAUCAACGUGUUAUGAGUUUAAAGGGUGAAAUAAUGAAUAGACAAGUAGCUGUUGAAUAGAAUAUGAGAAUAUAGCUCUGUUAUCUGUGAUUUUAUGUUUUACUAUCUGUGAUUAUGUUUUAGUUUCUGUAUGUUUACAUUUAGAAAAUUCAAUAUAUAUAGGCUUUAAUUGUAUAUUAAUUCACCUGAAGUAGGAUUUAUCUGUAGAAAAUUGUAUUUAUUUGAAAUUUUAUUAUUGACCAUCUUCAUACAUUUAAUAUUUUAUUAAGGAUACCUUAAACACCUUAACAUGUCAGACAAUGGGAGAACAUUUUUAUCAACAACUUUGUAGCUCAGCAUUUUUGCAGGGCAUGCAAUCCUCUAGAUGAAAUUAGAAUGUUAUAGGAUAUUAUGAAUAUUUAUUUGACAUGAAUAUUUUUUUUUGAAAAAUGAAGAAUCUCUGUACAUUUAUAUGUUCAAAAUUUGAUAAAUUAUAAGAUAUGAAGUAUUGAGAUUUAUUAUCUAGAUUAUAAAAUAAGGUAUUGAGAUUUAUAUUCAAAUUGUGAUAAAUUGUAAAAUGAAAAAUUGAGAUUUAUUAUUUAAAUUCGUCCAUUUUGAUAGUUAUUUAUAAAGUGCUUGUUAAUGUAUUUUUUAUUAUGUACUGUGAUAGUUUACACCUUUUAGCUAAUUGAACACAUUCCUUAUUGGCGCCAGUCCAUCCAGUUAAUCAUGAUGAUCAAGUUUUUAGCCGACCCUCAACCACACUCCUUAUUAGCACCACAUUUGCAUAUCACAAUACAGAAUACAGCUUCAAUUGUGUCAAAUCUUUUUAUUAUCACAUAUUUUUCUUUUAGUGUUAUUUUAUAGCUGUAUUAUCUUAUAAAUAUAUGUAUUUGUUUUCUAAUUAGUCAAAUUGUAUUUUUAUGUAGAAUGUUCCAAAUUUAAAUGCCUUUUCUUCUUCCAAAGUGUCCUAUUUUCUAGAAAUAUUGAAUAAUUGUAUUUAUCUUAGUUGUUGAUCUCAAUUAUAUCAUGUUGUCUAUUU
This is a messenger RNA of Lottia gigantea (owl limpet), 5113 nucleotides long. RefSeq lists its product as hypothetical. NCBI's taxonomy places the organism in Eukaryota, Metazoa, Mollusca, Gastropoda, Lottiidae. The coding region runs from base 1 to 4152 and encodes 1383 amino acids. The transcript is spliced from 26 exons. Gene Ontology annotation, molecular function: protein binding. The record is from RefSeq and is a predicted model, not a curated record.